This is a messenger RNA of Rhinocladiella mackenziei CBS 650.93, 1599 nucleotides long. RefSeq lists its product as uncharacterized. The record is from RefSeq and is a predicted model, not a curated record. The transcript has 4 exons. Gene Ontology annotation, molecular function: monooxygenase activity; oxidoreductase activity, acting on paired donors, with incorporation or reduction of molecular oxygen; heme binding. Bases 1 to 1599 code for a protein of 532 amino acids. NCBI's taxonomy places the organism in Eukaryota, Fungi, Ascomycota, Eurotiomycetes, Chaetothyriales, Herpotrichiellaceae.
AUGGCAGGCUUGUACUUUUUUCUAGCUCUCAUAGCUCUUUUGGUGGGCCUCCAGCGUCUACUAUCGAUAGGGCAGAGACCAAAAGCCUACCCACCGGGACCACCUACGUUGCCAAUUCUGGGAAAUCUUCAUCUGAUGCCAAAAAGGGACGCUCACCUACAGUUCGAGAAAUGGGCACGAGAAUAUGGCCCGGUCUACAGCCUGAUACUUGGUACCAAGGUGUUGAUUGUACUAUCCAGCGACGAGGCCGUGAAGGAACUUCUUGAUCGGAGGAGUGGGAUUUACUCGGACAGACAAGAUAUGUACAUCGGCCAAACCUUGUGCAGUGGAGAUCUGAGGCUUCUUAUGAUGAGAUAUGGUCCUACAUGGAGAGGGUUCCGCAAGAUGAUUCAUGGACUUCUCAAUGUCAAUACAUCAAAAUCGUACAUCCCAUAUCAAAUGCUCGAGAACAAACAGAUGUUGUACCAACUUCUGGAGCAGCCCGGUGACUUUCUCAAGCAUAUCCGGAGGUAUUCAAAUGCCUUGACGACCACUAUGGUCUUUGGCUGGAGGACGCCUACAUACGAGGAUGCGAACAUGAAGCAACUCUUCGACGGAUUCUCUGAGUUUGCGGAGAUUAAUCAGACAGGGACGGCCGCGUUGAUCGAUUUCUACCCUCUCCUGCGGAAGAUGCCUGACUUUCUGCUUCCGGCACAGAAGAAGGCGAAAACACUCCACAAACACGAAAAAGCGUUGUACCUCAAACACUGGCUAAAUGCGAAGGCUGACAUUGAGAGCGGGAACAUCAAGCCGUGCUUCUGCGUGGGUAUGGCCGAAGCUCAGAAGGCAGAAGGCUUCAGCGACGACCAAGCCGCAUAUAUUUCCGGCACACUUCUCGAAGCUGGCUCAGACACAACCUCGAGUACGCUAUAUGCGUUCGUGCAAGCCAUGCUGCUAUAUCCAAACGCGCAGAAGAAGGUCCAGGCAGACAUCGACAACGCGGUCGGCGACCGGCUGCCGACCAUGGAUGACGAAUCUAAUCUGCAGUCCGUCCGUGCCUGUAUCAAAGAGACGCUUCGUUGGAUGCCGACCACCAUUCUGGGAGCGGUGCCACAUGCAGUGACUAAAGAUGAUGAGUACAUGGGCUACCUGAUCCCUAAGGGCGCCGGGGUGAUGAAUAAUGUCUGGGCAAUUCAUAUGGAUCCGAAACGUCAUCCCAAUCCCCGCACCUUCGACCCGGAGCGCUACAUCCACGACACACAAAGUCUUUUCGACUCGGCUACAAACGCCGAUGCCACUAAGCGAGGCGUGUUCACCUUCGGCGCCGGCCGACGCAUCUGUCCUGGCAUGCACGUCGCGGAGCGCAGCUUGCUCCUUGGGGUGUCCCGCAUCCUGUGGGCGUUCAACAUCAAGCCAAUUGUAGAUGAGAAAGGCAAUAAGUUCCUCCCGGAUCAGGAAAAGCUUACACAAGGGUUUGUAUGUAUGCCGGAGGAGUUCCAGGCAAAAAUAACUCCCAGGUCGCCAGAUAGGGCGGCACUGGUCAGGAGAGAGUGGUACGAAGCUGAGAAAGAAUAUCUGGAUGCGCAGACCAAGCAAUGGUUGAGUCAGCCUCAUAUUUAA